Molecule: messenger RNA, 3208 nt
Organism: Nomascus leucogenys (northern white-cheeked gibbon)
Lineage: Eukaryota; Metazoa; Chordata; Mammalia; Primates; Hylobatidae
Product: MIR1915 host gene
Exons: 4
Coding region: 1-597 (198 amino acids)
Source: RefSeq, a predicted model, not a curated record
AUGCGUGGAUUUGGUAGCGGAGUACAGAGGACAUGCAGGGUUCGGCCGGGGGGCGGCUGCACCGGGGCCUGCCUCGCGGACCUGGACUCGGGACUCCGGACGGCCCUGCCCGGUGCCAAUGCCUCAGCCACCUCUCCCACCUCUCUGCUCGAAACGAAGCUGAACGCAUUGGUAACUGUGCUCAAGAAGAUACAAUCGCGGGAGCCCUCAGGGUGGCGCACGGCGGAGAGGCGACGCGGGUGGCGCUGCAGAGGCGUCCCCACCCCCUCCGGGGACCUGGGCCCCGGAGCUGCCAGGCCUGCUGCACGCGGCGGCGCGGGAAAAACAACGGGACAGCAGCGCCCCCUGCAGGUGCCGGGCGCCUCCGCAGCCGCUGCGCAGACCCGACUCUUAAGGUGGCACCACCGGGUUCCCAGCCCGCGCGCAGCCCUCAGCCCUGGCUCCAUCCGCCGCACGUCUCCCUGGAGCAGCGGGCCUGACCGUCCGGAACGGCCGGAGUGUGCUGAUGCCUGCUGCUAUCUGCUUGAGCCCUUGACCCUACCUCUCAUCCAGGACUUCCGCGGAUGCCCAGCUAGCGAUUUCGACAGGCGAGAUUGAAAAUUCCGGGCGAGUAUAUGAGGAUGAGUAAGUCCCGCUUCAGGGAGGAACGACCAGAAUGACAUUUCUUUAAGCCUAAAUCAAACUUUUAUUUUCGUUUAUAAAAAGCAGAAGGCCAGCAGGAAAGGGUCGCGGAGGGUUGGCACGUCCACAACCGUAGGACUCUUGGAUCCAAGUUUUUAGGGUGAGACUAGGCCGUCCGGGGUUCUCCUUCGGCGCUCACACCCCGCAAACUCGUGGGCAGGUGCGGUGCUAGAGGCCGGGGGCAGCGGCGGACCCGCAGGGUAAUCUUGUCUCACGCACCUCCCGAGCCCCCAGCAGCAGCCCACUCUCGUCCGAAUGCUUUGUUUAUUUGGUGAUACCAGAGAACGUGGAGAAGAUCGAAGUUCAGUUUUUCUUUUUUCUUUAUUUUAAAUAUUUUUCUUAACUAAAUGCUAUGUUUAUGUGAACCCAUCAUCUCUUGGAAUUGAGUGUCCUCAGCGAACUCCAGAUUCCUAGGGGAAACCUAAGUGCCUAGAGCAGGAAACGCACAAGUCAAUCCAGGUUCCGGUGCCAUCCGCAGUAAAUUCCCUUCCUUUUGCUCCAAAUUCCUCCUCUGCGUCCAGGAGAGGGACCCCCGGGACUCCCGCACACCCAGGACCGGGAGCGGCGGAGCAGAGGGCGGGUGCAAGGGCGCGAGGGCGCGAGGGAAGGGAGGCGGCCUGCGGACCUGGGGCGUGCAGUUUCCAGGCACCGUGGGAACCUCCAACCCUGGGGCGCGCGGCCUAGGCUCCGCCCUGCCAGGCCUGGGGCCAAGCGGCCCACCUAGUGGGUCCUGCCCUGGGGAAGUCGAGUCCGCGCGCUGGUCGGGCCGCGGCGAGGGAAGCUCGCCUGGGCAAGUGCUGCGCGGGGUCAGACCCACCCCAGGGGUUGCAAACCGCAAAGCGAAAGUCGAGAGGGGCUGGAGCUUUUCCUCUAAUCCAUUUUACACUGUGAAAACCGCAGGCCUGUCGCCUAGGCGGCCACUUUUAAAUUGGGAAGCAAAUAGACGAAAAACCAAAACAAACGUACGAGCUGACUUUUCCCAGCUAGGUUUUCCCUCAAUAAAAAGCCCGCCUUCUGUGAAAGAGAGAGACUGAUCGGCGCUCACGAUUGCUUUCUUGGAGAUUCUGGGGGCACUGGGGCGCGCAGGAGGCGCGGCGACAACCCCAGCGCGCACGGGGCAGCCUGGACUGUGCCCCUCUUACCACUCUCCUUCCCAGGCUUCUCCGUGCUUUCCUCUCCACGGGUCACGCCGAGGCCAUAUGCUGCUUGCGAGGAGUCCGCGCUUUCUCGUCGGCGGGAAAGGCGCAUCUUGGCGCUCGAUGUUGGGGCUCAGGGUGUGGUUGAUUUGUCUCCUGAUCUAGAUGUCUUUCCAGCACCGGGCAGGAAGUGUAGGGGUUUGGGUCGCCAGUCCAGGGACUCGGGAAACCUCCAGGCCAACCAGAAGAAACACUUGCAGACACCUUUCUAAUGUCACAUUUUUCCCCAGGGGAAAAAGCAGAAGUUGCUGGGCACAUCACCCAGCACCCGGGCAAACUCUCCACUUACCUCGCGCCCUGCUAGGGGGUGCUGGGGGCCCUCCGGGAACCCCUAGAUGAGCAAGCAAAGUCGCAAGAAGAACGCUCACCCGAUAAACCAUGCACCAGACUUAAUCAGCCUGUAAUGCUUACUCUAAAUCUAGGCCCAUCUAGGCCAGGUGGGCUGAGUCUUGGGAUAGUGGGUGUCUCCUUCCUAUGUUGAUAGAUUAAGGGUUCCAUGUGGACAAAUAUUUUUAGUCAAAUUUGUGGUCCUGGAGAUAGAAAGAGGAAAAGAAGAGAGAAGAAAGACAGAAGAGCUUUAUCGUUUUUAUAUUAAAACAAAAGAAUCUAGAAAAAUUGCUUGGUUAAAUUGUGGAGAGGAAGGGAGGGAAGGAAAGAUGAAGGCUUUUCUUCUUUGUUCUUUAAAAGUCCAAGCACUUUCUUUCAGAAUCAAAAUGUAGAGAGGCAGUCAGUCUUGGAGCAUGCUUUUGCAUUUCAGGAUACUACUCAUUAAUUCACUUUUAAAGCAUUCACUGGGUUGAGCACAGUUUUAAAAAGGUUCUGUCUCACCCAGAUCCUGUUUGAAGCUCAACUCAUUUUGAUUGAAAGAGAUUUGAGACAAGAAUUUCAGAAGAGAAAAAUGUGUGUUAUACCUGGACAUAUAUACACAUGUAACAGGGAUUGUAUUCCUUCUAGUCUAAGACAAGAGAUUGUAUGGUAAAUUAUAAAAAAAAAUUAGUUUUUUUUCUAGCAUUGUAUUGUCACCAGAAAGAAGAGUGCUGAAUUCUCUGUUUCUCCAUUUUCCAAAAAUAAAUCUCCUAGGAGAGAAAACUUUUUGCAAUUGUGCCCCCCACCCAUUUUCUCUCUGGCUUGCUUUAUUUCCCACAUAUGAAUACACACACAGCAGAUACAUCACGCACAGACUUUUUCUUAAUGUGUAAUCUGUAAAUCUAGGCCCAUUUAGGUUUUCGCUGAAGUUGGGAAACUGUUGAGGACUGACUUUCUUUCUUCACCAUGCAUGCACUUUGCCAAGGAUCUUUGGUAACCAAUAAAACGAUCAUGUUCACUCUGAA